Messenger RNA from Anneissia japonica, 2935 nucleotides. Its product is annotated as sodium- and chloride-dependent glycine transporter 1-like. The record is from RefSeq and is a predicted model, not a curated record. Gene Ontology annotation, cellular component: membrane. NCBI's taxonomy places the organism in Eukaryota, Metazoa, Echinodermata, Crinoidea, Comatulida, Comatulidae. Gene Ontology annotation, biological process: sodium ion transmembrane transport. The transcript is spliced from 13 exons. The coding region runs from base 246 to 2171 and encodes 641 amino acids.
AUCCUAUUCGAAAUGGCUUAACAGAGCAACAGCAUCAACCAAUCAAAAGAUAUUCACGGUCAGCAUAUGGCUCAUAGUUUGUGAUCAUUGAUGUAUACUCCGGCAACAAUAGAUGCUCUUCUUAGUUUCAGUUCAUUCUGAGUUCGAAUCACGCCGUACAUAGCAGUCUCUCAGGGAGUCUGCUAUUUUUUUUUCUAUAGUUCUUUUUUUCCACUACAGGAGUGGCAGGGACGAAUACCGCUAUCAUGAAUGCAAUCGACGAGAAAAUGGCUCUUGAGGUGGACUUGAAUGCACCGAUGCCACAGGUCACCAAGCUCCAGCAUAAAAAGAAAUCAAAUGAACUGAACGAAGAUGACUUUAGUGACGAAGAAGAAAGAGGCAAUUGGGGCGGGAAGCUUGACUUCAUGCUUUCGACAAUUGGGUUCGCCGUCGGUCUAGGAAACGUUUGGCGUUUCCCAUAUCUAUGUUACGAUAAUGGGGGAGGUGCCUUUUUAAUACCUUACUGCAUGAUGUUGUUCUGUGCCGGACUUCCACUCUUUUUCCUUGAACUCGGCUUCGGCCAGUUUGCUGGACUUGGCUGUAUCAGUAUCUGGAAAAUUAGCCCAAUUUUUAAAGGACUCGGUUGGGGUAUGGUGGUGAUCACUGCGAUGGUGUGCUGCUACUACAACAUCGUAAUAUCCUACACAAUUUUCUUUUUGUUCGCCUCAUUUACGUCGGAGUUACCCUGGAAGUCAUGCGACCAUGAAUGGAAUACUGACAAAUGUCUGGUUGUUAAUAGUUCUGCCGUUUAUAACAGCAGCAGAGAAUGGCCAAGUCAAGAAUAUUGGGAUAAUCACGUUCUACAGCGGUCAUCAGGAAUGGAAGAGAUGGGUAAAAUUCGAUGGCAACUUGCACUCUGUUUACUUCUGGCCUGGGUAGUCGUCUUUGGAUGCAUCGCUAAGGGAGUCAAGUCUUCAGGAAAAGUUGUAUACUUCACUGCUACAUUCCCAUACGUUGUACUAUUUAUUCUACUGAUCCGCGGAUUGACACUUCCAGGAGCAUUAGAUGGGAUUAAAUUCUACGUAUCUCCCAAGUUUCAUCUACUUAAGAACCCCAAGGUAUGGAAGGAUGCGGCAGUACAAAUCUUUUACUCCCUGGGACCAGCCUGGGGUGGACUUCAUACAUUGGCAAGUUACAAUAAGUUCCGGAACAACUGUCACAGAGAUGCAAUUAUCGUAGCAUUAACUAAUUGUGGUACAAGUGUCUUCGCUGGAUUUGUGAUAUUCUCCAUCAUUGGAUUCAUGGCACACGAUGCUGGUGUACCUGUUGGAGAAGUUGUUAAAUCCGGCCCAGGUUUAGCUUUUGUAGUUUAUCCUGAGGCAGUCUCUAGGAUGCCCGGUGCUCCCUUCUGGUCGAUCGUUUUCUUUUUCAUGCUUUUCACUCUAGGAUUGGACAGUCAGUUUGUAAUGAUGGAAACAAUUAUAACAGCCAUUUGCGAUGAACUUAAGAAUUAUUUUAAGAAUAUUUACCAACAUAAGCUGAAGAUCACCCUGGCAUUUUGUGUUGUUGGAUUUUUACUUGGUCUUCCGCAUGUCACUGAGGGUGGAAUUUACUUAUUAACGUUGAUGGAUACAUAUUCGGCUGGAUUUUCAUUACUAUUAAUAGCUUUACUUGAGAUUGUGUGUGUUAUAUAUAUCUACGACUACCGACAGUUUGUAAAGAAUAUGACGUAUAUGCUAGGUUUCGCUCCAAAUAUAUAUUGGUUGAUCACUUGGAUUGUCGUUGGACCAUCAAUUAUCAUUUUCAUCUUUAUAUUUUUCUGCCUCGGAUAUGAGCCUCUUACAUACGACGGGUAUGUUUACUCGAAAGGUGCCGAAGCUCUAGGAUGGUUAAUGGUACUAGCGGCAAUAAUCCCAAUUGUAGUUUUCGCUGUCUAUGAAGUUUGGAAGCAGGAAGGAACUUUGUUACAGAGAAUAUACAAGAGCUCAAGACCAACUGAAGAAUGGGGUCCAUAUCACAACAAACAUCGCCUACAAUGUUGCUACAAACUACUGGAAGGCCGAGGAGACCCGGGGAAUAUCGGGCAAAGUUACACGCCUGAGGUACAUGCGUAUUCUAUAGUUGCAAAUGGAAAACAUUUUUCUCAGAAACUCCCAUGUACUAUCGAUUUCCAAUUUGAAAGCAAUGUCUAGAACAAUUGAUACUUUUUGUAUUUUAUAUAUUUCUUACAUUUUGUAAUAAAUUUAACAUUUUAUAGAUAAAAUCAUAGAGAAUAGUUAUUGCACGUGUUGUCAGGUUUGUGUGUUUUACCCAGAAUAAAUGGCUUUCAACGUGAAUAUAAAAUACAUUCACAACCUAUGCCUCAUUAUGAUGAAAAUGUAUGUAUUACUAAGGAAGCUAGCUAUAUACUCAUCCAUCGACAAGUGGAAUAGAUUUGGAAGGCCUAAAUAUCGUGUUUUUUUUCUACUAAAAUCAAUACAAUAAAGUAUUAAGUGAUAACACGCUAUCAUAUAUUUUAGUUGUGGGUCAUUACCCACAAAUAUUUAAAAAAUGAACGUGAUUCAGUACUUAAUUAAAUUUCAUAAAUACAUGAUUUCGUUUUGUUGUAUUCCUGGAACCCUUUCACCGUUUAUGCUUUCGUUGUACUGUAUUGUCGUAUUCAAUUGUAAAGUUUUUCCCUAUGUCAAAAAUUUAUUAUUAUUAUUAUUUGGAAUACCAUAGGAUUUUUUUGUAUAUAUAGUUGCUAUAGGUAUAGGUAGACUUACCACCUUAAUUUAGUUAAUAGUACCUCAAAAUUCAAAUGAUAUUUAACGGGAAUGCACUAGUGUGAUUUCAUUUAACUAUUUCGAAUUCUUCAUACCACCAUGUUGUAUAAAAUAUGGUUAAGCAUUUAAUACCGUCAAUAUCUGCAGAGCUAUGCUCAAGCCUUUUCUUAUUAAACGUAACAGACAUUCUA